AUGACGUGUUCCAUAAUUGGCAUUUUGGUCACUGCGGCGACCCAAGAUCGAUAUGGUAGUGCCAAGUGGAACCUUCCGAAUCUUCUCAGCGCAGUAAUUGAACAUGGAAGCUCGCGCUCAAGAGCUGCAGCCUUCUUCGGUGGUGUCGCGUUGGUGAUCUCGCAAAUGGGUGUUAAUGUUUCUGGCAAUGCUCUGGCUGGAGUGCGUCGAUCAGGCUUCGAUUUGGCAGCUCUUCUCCCACGAUAUAUCAACAUCCGUCGUGGUGCCUAUCUCACUGCUCUUGUGUCUAUCGCCUCGAAUCCUUGGAAACUUGUGAACACCGCCACCAUAUUCCUCACGGUGCUCAGCAGUUACUCUGUCUUUCUUGGUCCUAUGACAGGACUGAUGAUUUCGUCUUAUUUUGUGAUCAAUAGACAAAAGAUCAAGGUCGACGACUUAUACAUAGGCAAUAGUACCAGCCUAUACUGGUAUACCUGGGGAGUCAACUGGCGUGCGUUAGCAGGGGGGAAGCCAUAUCAUGGCACCAAUUUAUAA
This is a messenger RNA of Penicillium malachiteum, 534 nucleotides long. RefSeq names its product Allantoin permease. NCBI's taxonomy places the organism in Eukaryota, Fungi, Ascomycota, Eurotiomycetes, Eurotiales, Aspergillaceae. The record is from RefSeq and is a predicted model, not a curated record. Gene Ontology annotation, molecular function: nucleobase transmembrane transporter activity. Gene Ontology annotation, biological process: nucleobase transport; transmembrane transport. The transcript is spliced from 3 exons. The coding region runs from base 1 to 534 and encodes 177 amino acids. Gene Ontology annotation, cellular component: plasma membrane.